CCCCGCAACAGCAAAGAAUUUCUUUAGAAGAUAUGCAAAAAGCAAUUCAAAAUGCAUUGGCACAACAAAAAACCGAAAACCAGGCAUUAGUAAAGAAAAUUACAGAAUUACAAUCACAAAUGACUCAGCAAACGCAAGUACCUGCUCCACAAACUGUUGAACCCAUUAGACAGCCGAGAGGUCCACCAUCUUCAUUGAAAACAGAGGAAGGUCUCAAGAAUUAUUAUGUAUCAGAAUACUUAAAAGAAAUAGGUUUAUUAAGUAAGGAAGAUUUAGACUCAGAUUAUCCUGUAAAAUCUUUUCAAAGACCUCAAGGACUUGAAGAAACUCGGAAUAAUGUAAAUCAGUUAGCUGAUCUAUUUCAGAAAAAAGCAUUUAUACAAAAAUGUGGAAUUUGUGGAGAAACGGGCCAUAGUAAAGGAAGUUGUCCAAAAAGACCAAUAGCUCAAUCUAAAUUCACUCGGUCAUAUUUUACGCCUCUUACACUUAUAGUUCCUCCCGAUUCAGAUGGUGAGAAAAAUGGUGGGGGUGGUUAUGAUGAGGAUGAUAAUAGAUGGAUUGAAUAUGACCCACCGGUAAAAAAAAACAGGUAAAAUCUAGCCAACCUGAAAUGUAUGAUCAGCUAUUGUCUAAACUCUCACCAC
Rhizophagus irregularis DAOM 181602=DAOM 197198 is the source of this 644-nucleotide messenger RNA. NCBI's taxonomy places the organism in Eukaryota, Fungi, Glomeromycota, Glomeromycetes, Glomerales, Glomeraceae. The record is from RefSeq and is a predicted model, not a curated record.